AAAAAAGUGACUCACUUUUUAAUGACGGAUAAAAAAAAAACAUUUAUGGUAAGCAAAGAAGAGAUGUAGGCUGUAGGUGUCAUGUGGGUUUUCUUGGUGUAUGUAGCUGAAGAUGUUCAUAUUGUAUCGCAUGAAUUGAGAUUCGAAUGAGACCGUAAUAGGCAAUGGGAAGGGAAACAUGAAUAUCACGUCAGAAUGAAAUAAAAAAAUAAGUGAAAACGUAUUUUUUAAUUUAGUUGUCGUUAGAGAAUGAACUUCAAUCGAGUUAAUUUAAUGGAAGUUAAAAAAUGAUAAAAUGCGUCAACGUAAAAGCAGCUUUAAUUAAUUUUCUUUUUAUCGCCACGUUCACGAACCCCUUGAGUCUGAAUAAAUAUAGUAGAGUAGUCAAUAAUGACAAUGGUCAGAAUGUCGGAAGUGUCCUGUUUGAUAAGAGCGACCUUAAGAGAAAAUGUUGGAACAAUGAGCAAUUGACGUUAUUGAUUAGCCGGCAUGUCUUCCAGGAUGUCUUACCUGAGGUAGAGAUGAUCGAUCCUGAGAAUAAUGAGUACAUCGGACUAAUAAUGGAGUACAUGGACGUUUGUUUGGAAGUUAUUAGAAAAUUAGCGACCGAUAGAACUAGACACUUGAUGAUGAGAGCAUUGGCUGACACCAUGGCGGGUUAUCUUCACGUUUAUAUCCUUCCGGUAACGAAAAAAUCUUAUUACGCUGGUAAUAUCCAAUAUCAUGAUGCUAAAAAAUUAUUUGAUUUGUACGAUGAGUUGAAAGUCUUCUUGCAUAGCAAUGGAAUUGGUUGGGUGAAGCCUAAAAAUAAUGAAAUAAAAUUUAAAGGGGAUCCUGUUUCAACAGAAGCUGAUUCUCAAGCUUGUUCAAAUUUAAUUUUAUAUCCUGAUGAUAAAGGAACCGUAGUACUGCCGAUGCCUUUUCUCGAUGAUAAUAAAAAUCCCAACAGUAUAGCAUUGCCAUUUGAAAAUGAAAGUCUUUACUCUCUUUAUACCGAGAGCUCGGCAUUUAUUCUGUUAAAAUACUACGAGGUUGGUUACAGUUGUAUGUCAUCUUCACGAGAAAAAAGAGGAGGAGUUACCAAAGGCAAUAUCAAUAAAUUUGUUAAGCAACUUGAAGAUUGGUUGAAUCACGCUGUAAUUGGACAUCUGGAAGAUGACAAAUGGUAUCCGGCAUUCGGAGGAAUUUUGCGUGUGAUAAGAAGUCUCGAGAUGUCAAAAACUGAUCCGAGUCGAAUCGAAGAUGAAGAAGACGACAAUCCAAUAGUAGGAGCAAUUAAUCCUUCGUCAACAUGCGCGCCAAAUGAAUCAAAUAAAUCAGUGUGGGAUAAGUGGGGAUAUAUUUUAAUUCCGUUAAUAAUUGGAGUACCGUUUUGGCUGUUACUCGGUAUCUGUGUAGUGUGUUGUCGUAGAAAACAGUACGUCAGUUACCGCUGCGGCGCACCCGUUGCUGUGGUAUACAAAAAUGCCAAGUGUAUAAAUCAAGAGAACGUUUCUUCUGGACGAGGCGCAAGAUAUUUUACUUGGCCAUGGAAUAAGAAAAAAUCCGAUUUAAAUUGCCCGUGUAGUAGUAAAAAUUGUAUAGAUAAAGAAGCAGAGGUAGAAAAGGAAGAAAAAUUUAUUGGUGAAAUGGAAUACGGAAAUUACGUGACACAGGAAAUUAAUGAAAGAAAUAACAAUAUUGAUUCUAUUCCUAUUGCAAGACCAACUGCUAAAAGUGCGCCAAUUAAAUAUCCCGAUACGGAUUCAGUUAUGUCUACUACGGAAAGAAGUAACUUUUCCGAUAACUCUAAAUCCUCACCCUCGUAAACUUGAAUUAUUAUAAAUAAAAAUAAAAAUAAAAAUAAAAAUAAUUUAGUCUGUGAAAAUUCCUCAGGAAAUUCUUGUCUAUAUAUAUAGAUAUUUAAACUGACUGUGGUACAUUAAGAAAGCGAGAGUAAAAGAAGUAAGAGAAAAAGGGGGGCUUAAGGGAAAGGAAAUGUUGAAAAUACUUAAAGAGCCGGGAGGAAAAUGAUAAAUGGAACGCGCAGGGGUAGUGCCAUCUGGCAAGAACCUAGUACGCGUAU
This is a messenger RNA of Microplitis mediator, 2065 nucleotides long. RefSeq lists its product as uncharacterized. NCBI's taxonomy places the organism in Eukaryota, Metazoa, Arthropoda, Insecta, Hymenoptera, Braconidae. The transcript has 9 exons. The coding region runs from base 288 to 1808 and encodes 506 amino acids. The record is from RefSeq and is a predicted model, not a curated record.